Molecule: messenger RNA, 2183 nt
Organism: Doryrhamphus excisus (bluestripe pipefish)
Lineage: Eukaryota; Metazoa; Chordata; Actinopteri; Syngnathiformes; Syngnathidae
Gene: ppp1r2
Product: protein phosphatase 1, regulatory (inhibitor) subunit 2
Biological process (GO): regulation of signal transduction
Molecular function (GO): protein phosphatase inhibitor activity
Source: RefSeq, a predicted model, not a curated record
GAUGUCCUUUUUCCAGUAGUACACUCGUCUCACACGGAACAUUGUCGCCGCCAGUCGGUAAAGCACCGGAGCAGAAAUGUCCUCGCUCUCCACGGAACCUCGCCGUGUUUGCGUUUUAAUGAAUUAGAAAGUGAAGCCGUCAAAGCGAGUAUGUUCGAUCCGUUAUUUGACUACUGAGAGAAAAUUAAUUCGGUUAAGGAGUUGGAACACCUGACAGCCAGUGCGUGGGAAUGGCAGCACCGCGGCCGAUAAAAGGCAUCCUGAAAAACAAGAACAACGCCGCUGAUGUCAAACCUUUAGCGGAGGACUUUCUGAGCGAUAAACCCGAAGAAAGUGCGGGACUUUCGGAUGAAGACCAGCAGAAGAAGUCCCAGAAGUGGGACGAGAUGAAUAUCCUGGCUACGUACCAUCCGGCAGACAAGGAUUACGGCCUGAUGAAGAUAGAUGAGCCCAGCACACCUUACAACAGGAUGGUUGGGGACGACGAGGACGAGGGGGCACUGAGCGACGCGGAGGGUCAGGGGGCGCUCCACGCUGAUGACCUGACAUCCAAGCUCAAAGCAGCAGAGUGUUCAGAACCUCGAUUUAUGAAGGAGGACGAGGACGAGGAAGAGGAGAGCAGCGAGGAGGAGGAGGAGGAGCUGACCCCCGAGGAGCAAGCCAAAAAGAAACAUUUUCAGAUGAUGAGGAAAAAGCACUACAACGAGGGCCUCAACAUCAAACUGGCCCGGCAGCUCAUCGCCAGUGAGCUGGAGGAUGACGAGGAUGAGGACGAGGAGAUGAGGGACGAGACUGAGGAGGCCGAGGACAUCAACGUGGAUCCUCCACAGGAAGGUGAGUUGCUGAUUCUCUGGACUCCUAGACGAAGCGCCCCCUCCCCACUCUCCAGUACGUGUGUGUGUGCGCGUCGCCAUGCCGACCAGACGUCACAGCGCUGUGUGUUCUCAACGCCGGGCCAAGCACAAGACACCGCUUCGCCCAUUUCACUCCUCUGAACAAGCCAGUAGCCUCCAUUCUUCUGUCUCCACUCGAACAACACCCCCCCGACCCCUGACCCCUCCCACUGGACUCGGCCGCACUGACGACAUUCUGACUCUGAAAGGAAGUUGAAGGCCUUUGAGGAACAUAGCCGGGAUUGGCUGAACUGGCUGAACGGUCCCCCGGUGGGCCGUCCAGCUAGAAGGUCAGCCCUGCAGCCUGGCCAAUGGCGUCUCGGGCAGCAGCGCCGGCUACACUUUGGAUGGAUUGUAUUUUAAUCCGUGACCUACUUAUCUGCUUUCUUUUAAUAUUAUAUCAGGAUAUCCUUGACCCUUUUCAUUUAAAACAUGCACUUGUGUACUUACACUGAAAUAUGUACACCAUGUACACUGCGUACUUUGUUCCUGAGUGAAUUUCGACAGCGUAUUGCUGUCCCGGAUUGAUAACCGGAAACGACAAUUGCUUCUUGUCUCCUUUUUAAGUGUGAAUUGCAAACACUGCUGAUGUUGAGGGCAACAUCCGGGUACUUCAGCUUGGGCCUUCACACUGAGAAGUACCUGGAUGUUGGACCCUCACCACCUUCCAUCGUCACCCUCUUGAGCUACAUAGCAAAAGGGGAGGGAUAAACUUGAAUGAAUCUACGAUUUAAGAAGGAGAUAAGAUGAAGGUGAAGUCGAUGAAUAUUGUCUUUCUUCCAACAGUCAUGGACUUUAGGACAGGACCACACAAAAAAUAACACGCCAUACAUAGCGUACUGAUGGAGGUAUUCCAUUUGAGACACACCCGUGAUUUUCAGCCUCACUUCUAAUUUGUUGCUACAUGCAAUGUCGACUUUAUGAUGGAUUCCUGUAAAGUUAGCAUUUUAAACAGAGUGAAACAAGAAAAAAAAGUGUUGCGUAUUGCUUUUUUAUGUUUCCUUGUGAGUGUUGAGCAUAUUGUGCAAAUACAAAACCUGAUUUAUGCUAACUGGGCUAGUGCAGUUUGUUCUUGGGAUUCUGCUCCACCCCUGAUGAACACAAACAAUAUAUGUUUUCUUUGAAAACAAAAGUACAUCAUCAUCACCUCUGUUUUUCCCCCUCCACCAUUCUCUGUUUUACACCACUUAUUUUCAAAUGAUCUUAUUUGCACUUAUUUGCAUGUUCAUCACCGCAACAUUGUGUGCAGUUUUUGUUUGUUUUUCUCCCCCAAUUAAAAAAAAAAGUUGU